Molecule: messenger RNA, 594 nt
Organism: Histoplasma mississippiense
Lineage: Eukaryota; Fungi; Ascomycota; Eurotiomycetes; Onygenales; Ajellomycetaceae
Exons: 2
Coding region: 1-594 (197 amino acids)
Source: RefSeq, a predicted model, not a curated record
AUGGCGCCUACGAUUCAAAACUUAGCCCAAAACGAACCAAUGGCACCUGACGUCCAGAGCGAUAGCCCCCAAGCACGCCAAAUUUCGGACAAGAAAAGGCCAAAAUGGUCCCCAGAAGAAGAUGUUCUGAUCAUCGAGCUUCGGCAGCGCGGAAUGGCGUGGGGAGAUAUCAGCAAGGAACUCCCCGGGCGAAGUGCACUCAGCUGUCGCCUGCACUACCAGAAUUACCUUGAGAGGCGGAGUGAGUGGAGCGAGGAUCGCAAGACCAAAUCGAAGUCGCAAAUGUGGGCGAAAAUUGCAGAGGAGAUGUCCAUCCCCUGGAGGGCCGUUGAAGCUAUGCACUGGCAGCUAGGAGAACAAGAAAUGGCGAGACGAGCUAGGACAGUUCCGUUCUUAUUCUCUCAACCCGCGUCAAAACCUCCCCGAGUGUCACGCUCACGUCCCGUCCGGCUCCCUCCCUUUGCAGAACUCGACGCCGCAUCCCAAACAUAUGGAAGUGAUCUGCCAAAUUCCACGGAAUGGAACCGCAGGCACGCAGAUACUCUCCCAACGAUGGGUCGUCCUUCAACGGGAGAUUGGACAUGGAGGGCGUGA